Messenger RNA from Pseudophryne corroboree (corroboree frog), 456 nucleotides. Its product is annotated as gastrula zinc finger protein XlCGF71.1-like. The record is from RefSeq and is a predicted model, not a curated record. NCBI's taxonomy places the organism in Eukaryota, Metazoa, Chordata, Amphibia, Anura, Myobatrachidae. The coding region runs from base 1 to 456 and encodes 151 amino acids. Gene Ontology annotation, biological process: regulation of transcription by RNA polymerase II. Gene Ontology annotation, molecular function: RNA polymerase II cis-regulatory region sequence-specific DNA binding; DNA-binding transcription factor activity, RNA polymerase II-specific. The transcript has a single exon.
AUGAGUCUCACUGGAGAGAAACCACAUCUGUGGUCUGAGUGUUACAAAAGCUUUACAUAUAAAUCAGAGCUUCUCAGACAUGAGAGGAUUCACACAGGAGAGAGACCAUUUACAUGUUCUGAAUGUAGCAAGUGUUUUUCCCGAAAGUCACAUCUUGUUACACAUCAGAGGAGCCACACAGGAGAGAAACCAUUUAUAUGCUGUGAAUGCAGCAAGUGUUUUACUCAAAAGUCAUGUCUUGAUAUACAUCAGAGGAGUAACACAGAAGAGAAUCUAUUUAAAUGCUCUGAAUGCAGCAAGUGUUUUCCCCGAAAGUCACGUCUUGUUACACAUCAGAGGAGUCACACAGGAGAGAAGCCAUUUGCAUGCUCUGAAUGUAGCAAAUGUUAUACCAUUAAGUCAUAUCUUGAUAUACAUCAGAGGAGUAACACAGGAGAAGCCAUUUACACUCUCUGA